AUGUUUUACUUCCGGGUCACGUGAGCACCGCUUCCCGGUUAUCAAGCUAGCGUGUUGUUAGCUGCCUCUUUGUCAUCGUCAUUAAUUCCUCCGACAUGGACAUCAAUUCCUUGGUCCCCAAGUGUGAUUAAUGAGGUUGCUGAAGAUUAUCGCUGAUUGUGACUGGAACAGAGGCAGAUGGAAAACUUCCCCUGGAAAGCGAACAGCUGUUGAGUCAUCAAGUUUGGAAUCCCCAGAGUUUCAUCAUCGAGCGCAACUGUCAUCAAUUCAGCACAUUAUCUAUGAUGUCGCUUCCCCAAGAGUCUGGGGAGAGAGGGAAGGAUCGCGAGAGAGGUGCCCGUCCAAAGGUGAGGCAGAGUCGAUCAGAAGAGAGGCGGGAUGCUGGUGGAGGGCGCAAAGGUGCAAAGGGGAAGAAGAAAGGUUUCUCAUCUCACGAGGCUGCAGUUGACCGGCCUGUCAGCGAUGGCUUCGAGUAUGGAGAACUUUUGGGCGACCUGGAGGCCAAGGACCAGUCCUCCCGCUCUCCUCUGAGGGAGAGCUGGAGGUGGCAGAAUAUGGACAGUACUGCGUCGUUGUUUGGUCAGGAAAUACUAACUGCAGGCCCUGGUCUGAGAACAGUCAGCUCUGCCACAGACUUAUCAAUGUCCAGUGAGGGUGAAGCCAGAGGCUCGAAUAGCAGUCGCACACUACGGCAAAAAAUACAGGAUGCGAUGGGACAGUGCUUCCCCAUCAAAACACACAGCACUGUAACACCGCCGUCUCCUCAGGCACUCUCACCCUCGACUCCCUGCACCUCCUCCAGGCGGAAAAUCCAUCUGAGUGAGUUGAUGUUGGACGACUGCCCGUUCCCUGUGGGAUCCGAGUUGGCUCAGAAGUGGUAUCUGAUCAAGCAGCACACAGCACCGAUCACCCAGCCCCCCAUCCUCGAUUCUGCAGUGGUAUGCAACGCCCCGGUGUCAGCCAAGGCAAUCGUCGUGGAGGACGUCGAUGACAAGUUGCGGGAGCGACGGCGUAUUAGCAUCGAGCAAGGUGUCGAGCCACCACCCAACGCAGAGAUCCACACUUUUGAGGUGACGGCUCAAAUGAACCCACUGUACAAGCACGGGCCGAAAGUAGCUCACGGGAUGAAUGAGUUGACAGGAAGUGACAGGGUCCAGCAGCAGCAGCAGCAGCUUCUUAUCCAGAGGCAGAAGCAGCACCAGCUCCUGCUGCAAAGUUGUCUGGACACUCUCGACGAGGUGGUGGCCUCUGCCUCAGGGACAUCCUCAGGUCACAACAGCAACCCAGAUCCUGAUCCACCGCUUGACUCCGAGGUGAAAGCUGCCAAGCUGCCCUCCAAUUCGAUGCUCUCUCAGACUGACCAUCAUAAUUCCCAGGACGGCUACAACAUCCACACUCAGAUCGACUACAUUCAUUGUUUAGUCCCAGACCUGCUGCAGAUCACCAACCUCCCAUGUUACUGGGGGGUCAUGGACCGUUACGAGGCUGAGACCCUGCUAGACGGCAAGCCUGAAGGAACUUUCCUCCUGCGUGACUCGGCGCAGGAAGACUACCUCUUCUCUGUUAGUUUCCGUCGGUAUGGCCGCUCGCUGCACGCUCGCAUCGAACAGUGGAACCACAACUUUAGCUUCGACGUGCACGACCCCAGCGUCUUCCAUGCCCCCACUGUGACUGGCCUGCUGGAGCACUACAAAGACCCCAACUCCUGCAUGUUCUUCGAGCCGUUGCUGUCCAACCCCAUCCAUCGCACACAACCCUUCAGUCUGCAGCACAUCAGCAGAGCGGUCAUCAGCAGCUGCACCACCUACGAUGGAAUCAACCUGCUGCCCAUUCCAAACACUCUGAAAAAGCACCUCAAAGAAUACCACUAUAAGCAGCGAGUACGAGUGCGGAGGAUGGAUACGUGGUGGGAGUGAAGGAAAACCUCUUAACCGCUUAAGCCUCUCAGAGUGUGCCUGCAGUUUUUAAAAAAUUUGACACAGAAUGUGUUGUGGCCUAAUAUGGCCGCCAUAUUCAGAAUUCAAUAGAGCCACUUUUAGCAUCACUUAGCAAAUGAAUUAACCACCCACCCCGACCCUCUUAUUCACACUUGCUCAACAUGUCACACUAACAUGAUUCUGCAUAACCAGCCAAUUAGGGAGGUGAACCUCCCCACUGAUGUCAGGGUAGUUUAAACUCUUAAUGUGUGAACUUGUCAUCUCGGAGUCAUUAAUUCCCAUGUAGGAUUUUGGUUUCUAAUGAAUUGAAUCACAGUUUUCUAAAUAGUUCCAUGCGCCGGCACCGUGGGAUUCCAGUUGUGUGUCCUGUUCUACUUCCUCUCAAGCUUCCUUGUGCCGUCCUCUCUUGCUUGAGCGUCUGACUAGUUCACUUGGACUGGAUUGGUUGCCGUUUGUGACAUGAAUCCUUGGAAAUGUAUCGAACUAUAGAAUAGCUCGAUGGGUUUGCGGCGGCCGACUCGCAGGGAACCCCAACUCUACACCCUCGACAUUAACAACAGUUCUGACCCUGGUAUGGAAAGUGCUUUCCACCUUUAUAUUCCAUCAUUUUAUUCCUGAAAAUGUGAUUCCUGCUUCUCUCUCUCUCAGCAGUGUCUUAGCAUGCUGCCUCUCUCUGAAUGACAUGUUCAGCAAGUGUCAAGAAUGGCUUCUUAAGCAUUUCCGAAAAAGGAAGUAAUUUGGGGGCUCACCUGGUGCUAAUCUUUUUUUUUUUAAUUCAGUGCUACUACGCCUCUUUCUGAGCUGACUCAUUCCUACAGCAGCUGAGCUAUGCAUUUUUUAGAAUCGAAAGUAUCAAAGCUGGAACACCAUUCAAAUCAUUUUUUUAUCGCAAAUUUUCAUCGUGAUCCUGGAUCCGGCAAAAGGGACCACUCGGCUUAAGUGGUUAAGACGUGCGCCUUGCCCGACUGAACAAAGAGUCCCGCUUGUCCUCCACUCCAGCAGCCUGUACUCACUGAUAAUGCACUGUCCUAAUUUAAUUUAUUUCCUGCUGUGUACGUUCUACAUGUCGUCUUGCACAAAGUUCUUUAUCCAAUCAUUAAACAUAUUUAUAUCUGCGCCGCUCACAGAGCUACAUCUCGUCGGCUUUUGUCUUCCCGAGUGCAAAUUCAUCGGCUUAAUUUUCUAAGGAGCAGCGCGAGAGUCCCACUGUGAAAGGAGAUGAUUAUAAUAGAGUUGUUCAUCAGUCGCCUGCCAGGGUGACGGGUCUCACAUUGACAAGCUCGGAUGCUGGGAAACGGAGGGGGCGAUGUUGUGGGAGGCGCUUGGAGCAUGGCAUGAUUUAUCCAUGUGCACAUUCUACCAGCCUGAAGGACGGGAUCGAGUACUCCAGCGAAGCAAUUCAACUAAGUAGCGAAGCAAGUUGAUGCUAUUGAACGUUUUCCUGAAAUCUUUCGGACUCACUCAGAUGUGUAGGACUCAUCGCACUUCUUGUCUAGUUAAAGGGACUCCAUGAGAAAACCUUCGGCAGACUGGAGCCAGCCGGUGCUGGGGGUCUUAUUAGUUUGCCGUGAAAGAUCACAUUUGGCCUUCGUGCACUUGUCAGCCAGCCACUUAUUAAUAUGCAAAUGUUGGAGGCCAGACAUAAGUGCGAUCGUGCUGCGCUGUCUUGACUAUACCCCUCCAUUGAUGUGAUAAAUCCCCUCAUGGGGCCCCGUCCUGGCGGGAUUCUCCUCUCAAUUUAAUCGUGAUAGGAAGUGUGAGGCCCUUCAAGGGUCAGGGUGAAGGAUUUAGUGGCGACCAAGUGGGAAGUGGAGGAUAACAACUCACGUUUGCGAUGCCUUUGUCGGAGAGCCCCGUAGCAGCCUUCAGUUCAAGGUAAUAGUGAGAUUUUAUCAGCUCAUCUGUUGCCAUGAUGCCUUUGUGCAACUGUAUUUUUUGAUUUCGUGCUCUGAUGUUCAACACGUCGAAGGUUAAAAGGAGUUGAAGCUGUGACCUUGUAAUUUGAAGUAAACAUCCUCAUGACCCCAUGCAGGAUUUAUAUGAUCAAAGAUGGUAAAUUCUAUCUUUUGCCAACAGUUAAUGGACAGAGGCGCCUCCUGCUGUGUGAUAUUCCAGCAGCUCAACGAAGAAACAGCGGGAGUCAACUAGAGCCGAACAAGUAUGCCAUAAGAAAUAGACUCCAGUCUUUCCGCGGUGCUUUAAAUUGAAUCAGAGACGGCAUUAGAAAAUCUGCAGAGAGUUGGUUCAUGUCAAGCCUUAAAAAAAAAACAAAAACGUAUUUAUAUAGCCUUUAAUCAGACGCUUGAGUGGACUUUACAAUGUCUGCAGACGGUGGCACUUUCUGUCCUUGUAACUUGUUAGCCAGAAACUUUGAACAGAAAUGUC
Molecule: messenger RNA, 4322 nt
Organism: Synchiropus splendidus (mandarinfish)
Lineage: Eukaryota; Metazoa; Chordata; Actinopteri; Syngnathiformes; Callionymidae
Gene: socs9
Product: suppressor of cytokine signaling 9
Exons: 2
Coding region: 282-1916 (544 amino acids)
Biological process (GO): intracellular signal transduction; phosphatidylinositol phosphate biosynthetic process
Cellular component (GO): phosphatidylinositol 3-kinase complex
Molecular function (GO): 1-phosphatidylinositol-3-kinase regulator activity
Source: RefSeq, a predicted model, not a curated record